Phalaenopsis equestris is the source of this 1329-nucleotide messenger RNA. Its product is annotated as basic 7S globulin-like. Lineage: Eukaryota; Viridiplantae; Streptophyta; Magnoliopsida; Asparagales; Orchidaceae. The coding region runs from base 1 to 1242 and encodes 413 amino acids. The record is from RefSeq and is a predicted model, not a curated record. Gene Ontology annotation, molecular function: aspartic-type endopeptidase activity. The transcript has a single exon. Gene Ontology annotation, biological process: proteolysis.
AUGGCAACUUGCAUCAACGCCCCCUCCCUAGCCAUCUUCUUCCUCCUCCUCCCUCUCCUCCUCUCCUCCCCUUCCUCCGCCGCCCGCCCCCACGCCCUCAUCGCCCCUCUCACCAAAGACCCCAAAACCCUUCAAUACCUCACCCGCCUCAACCAACGCACUCCCUCCCUUCCCCUCAACCUCGUCGUAGACCUCGCCGGCCGUUAUCUCUGGGUCAACUGCGAUUCCAACUACGUCUCAUCCACUUACCGCCCCGCCCCCUGCCGCUCCUCUCUCUGCUCCCUCGCCUCCGCGGUUAGCUGCGGCAAAUGCUACUCCUCCCCCGGGAUUGGUUGCUAUAACAACACUUGCGGCGUCUUCCCCAACAACCCUUUCACCGGCACCUCCACCUACGGAGAGAUCGGCGUCGACACCCUCUCCCUUCCUUCCACCGACGGCCUCACUCCCUCCUCCCUUGUCUCCGACCCUUCCUUCAUCUUCUCCUGCGCCCCCUCCUUCCUCACCAGCGGCCUCGCAGCUGGCGUGGCAGGCAUCGCCGGCUUCUCCCGAACCCGCGUCGCCCUGCCAUCUCAACUCGCCACCAAAUUUGAAUUCCACAGCCGCUUCGCACUCUGCCUCCCUUCCAACCCCCGCAGUACCGGAGCCAUUUUCUUCGGCCCCGGCCCCUAUAACUUCCUCCCCGACAUCGACGCCUCUCAAUCACUCAUCUACACUCCACUCCUCACCAACCCCAUCAGCACCGCGCAAAUAUACAACGGUGGGGAACCUUCCUACGAGUAUUUUAUCGGCGUCACGGCCAUCAAAGUGGGAGGAACCGCCGUGGCACUAAACAAGACGCUUCUGACGAUCAACAAGAAGACGGGGUACGGAGGGACCAAAAUAAGCACAACAGUGGCGUACACCACACUGGAGACGAGCAUAUACAAGUCGCUCACGACGGCGUUUUCGGCGGCGCUGGCAAACGUGUCGAGGGUAGCGGCGGUGGCUCCGUUCGACCUCUGCUAUGACGGGAAGGGAUUGGGGAGCACGAGGGUGGGGCCGGGGGUGCCGGCGGGUGUGCGGGGUUGUUUUGGGUUUGUGGAUGGAGGGAGUUUACCGAGGACUUCGAUAGUGAUUGGCGGGUAUCAGCUGGAGGAUAAUUUGGUGGAGUUUGACUUGGCAAAUUCCAGGGUUGGCUUCAGCUCGACUCUGCUGUUCCGGCGGACCACUUGCUCCAAUUUCAACUUUACGUCCAGCCCUUGAUGAUUGAUGACCGUUUCGACGUUGGAUUGUUUUGAUUUUCAAUGUUUUUCUAUGAAUGAAUAGAAAUGAUAUGUGAUUGAAUUUAUG